UUUAAGAUGAGUGUUUGACGGGAGUGGUUGGAUUGGGAUUUACGCAUUUUUCGUGUUGGAUUCAAUUAUGUAUUUCUCCACCAAAUCGAACCUUUUUCGGAUAUAUCUCCUUUUCGUGCUGCUGAAUUAUUGCUGGGAAGCGGCGUCUGGGCAGCUCUCGUAUUCCGUCUCAGAGGAGGUAAACCCGGGGACUACUGUUGGAAAUAUCGCUAAGGACCUUAACCUCAAUGUCCACGAGUUAGAGUCUCGCAUGUUUCAGAUUGUUAACGGGUCAAAGAGAAAAUAUUUCGACGUUAAUCUGAAAAGGGGGGUUCUUUAUGUGAAUGAGAGAAUAGACCGGGAAGAGCUCUGUGCGAAGGCUACAAAAUGUACUGUCAGUGUCGAGGCCGUGAUCAAUGACCCACUGAAGCUUUAUCGUUUAGAGAUAACUAUAGUAGAUAUAAAUGACAACGCACCCGUUUUCUCUGAGCAACUGCAGUCACUUGACAUUUCAGAAAGUACUUUACCAGGACUGAAAUUUGGACUGAUAGAGGCAUCAGAUUUGGAUGUAGGUAAGAACGGUGUUACUAUAUACAAGCUUAGUAAUAAUGAUUAUUUUUCUCUGGAAAUUCACAAAGGGGGAGACAGCGUUUCUGCUGAUUUAGUACUGCUGAAGGCUUUAGACCGGGAGCACGACUCUGUUAUAAAACUCACACUAACUGCAGUAGACGGAGGAAAUCCACCGAAGUCAGGAACCUCACAAAUUAUUAUCACAGUUUUGGAUAAUAAUGACAAUCCCCCCGUUUUCAGUAAAUCGUUAUACAAAAUUCAGAUUCCCGAAAACUUGCCAACAGGGUCUAAAGUUAUCACUCUGAAUGCGACGGAUGCAGAUGAUGGUUUAAACAGUGAAGUAGAAUACUCGCUGAGAAGUAAAGGUCAGGAUCAGGUUUUAGAUUUGUUUGAAAUAGACUCUAAGACAGGUGCGAUUUUAGUCAAAGGUCAAAUCAACUACGAAGAAAAUCCUGCGUUUGAGAUUCGAGCACAGGCCAGUGACAGAGGUCAGCCUCCAAUGUCUGCUGAUUGUAAGGUGCUGGUAGAAGUGGUGGACCUCAACGACAACGCUCCCGAGAUCACUGUGACGUCACUCCUGAACUCAGUGAAGGAGGACGCAACAGUAGGUACAGCUAUUGCGCUUGUUUCUGUACUGGACAAAGACAGCGGGAAAAACGGGGCAGUAAAAGCUGUAAUUGUGAAUGAUGUCCCAUUUAUGCUGGACACAAACUAUAAAAAUUAUUACUCUUUAGUAGUCAAUGGUCCAAUUGACAGAGAAACUAAGGCCCAGUACAAUGUUACUAUCGUAGCAACUGAUGAAGGGAGUCCACCUCUAUCCAGCACAAACAUAGUUACUGUUCGUGUUUCUGAUGUCAAUGAUAACCCACCUCGCUUCUCGGAGCCGAUGGUUAAUGUUUAUGUGAAAGAGAAUAGUGCAGUAGGAGCAGUUGUUAAGACAGUGGCUGCCGUUGAUGCUGAUAUCCAUCAAAAUGGCCAGGUGAGCUAUUCAUUUUUACAAAGUAACAGUGACUCAUUGCCAUUAUCUGCAAUGGUGAACAUCAACUCAGAGACCGGAGAUAUAGUCAGUCUACAGUCUUUUAACCACGAGGAGCUAAAAACGUUUCAGUUUAAAGUUCAGGCCACAGACUCUGGUGUUCCUCCGCUCAGCAGCAACGUGACUGUGAACGUUUUCAUCCUGGAUGAGAAUGACAACAGUCCCGCGAUUCUCGCGCCCUAUUCCGAGCACGGAUCCGUUAACAGCGAGAGCAUCCCCUACUCUGCUGAAGCGGGAUACUUUGUGGCAAAGAUCAGGGCCGUAGACGCAGACUCUGGAUACAAUGCGCUGCUCUCCUACCACCUCUCUGAGCCCAAAGGUAACAACCUCUUCCGCAUCGGAACCAGCACCGGGGAAAUCAGGACUAAGAGGAGAAUGAGUGACAACGACCUGAAGACUCACCCCCUGGUGGUCUUGGUUUCUGAUAACGGAGAACCCUCCCUGUCGGCUACCGUGUCUAUCGAGGUGGUGGUGGUCGAAAGCACAGCUGACAUCCAGACUCAGUUCAGACAUGUGCCCAUAAAGGAGGAGAGCUUCUCCGAUUUAAACCUGUACCUGCUGAUCGCCAUCGCGUCGGUGUCACUGAUCUUUCUGCUCAGCCUCAUCAGUUUAAUAGCGGUCAAGUGCCACAGGUCAGACGGCAGCUUCAGCAGGUACGGCGCCCCAAUGAUCACCACCCACCCUGACGGGAGCUGGUCUUACUCUAAAGCUACUCAGCAGUACGACGUCUGUUUCAGCUCAGACACACUCAGGAGUGACGUAGUGAUUUUCCCCGCACCGUUUCCGUCUGUAGACGCGGAGCUGGUCAGUAUUAAUGGAGGAGACACGUUUACCAGGACUCAGACUUUACCUAAUAAAGACAAGGUAAGAACAUGA
This is a messenger RNA of Xiphias gladius (swordfish), 2461 nucleotides long. Its product is annotated as protocadherin alpha-3-like. The record is from RefSeq and is a predicted model, not a curated record. NCBI's taxonomy places the organism in Eukaryota, Metazoa, Chordata, Actinopteri, Istiophoriformes, Xiphiidae. Bases 68 to 2461 code for a protein of 797 amino acids. Gene Ontology annotation, cellular component: plasma membrane. Gene Ontology annotation, molecular function: calcium ion binding. The transcript has a single exon. Gene Ontology annotation, biological process: homophilic cell-cell adhesion.